Molecule: messenger RNA, 1602 nt
Organism: Symbiodinium sp. CCMP2592
Lineage: Eukaryota; Dinophyceae; Suessiales; Symbiodiniaceae
Source: the annotation of a GenBank genome assembly
AUGCCUUGGGAAACACCUGAAUUUCGAAAUAGCUUGCUUGAUUUCAGUGUACCUUUGGGAAGGGGGCCACUACCCCUCAUUCCUGUGAGCAGCAACAUUUCUGUUCCGGUUCCCAAACAGCCGGCUGUCUCUUUUGCACAUCGAUUCUCUCGUGUACGUCAUGAUAUUUCUUGGGAGAACCAGACCGAGAAGAGACUGGUGGCGGCCGUUCGGAAGUGGACUGCUCUUGUACUCAGGAGCCCUCAGUCUUUCGAUGUGGGUCGGAAGGUCACGUCACUGGCACCUGCGGGGGUCCAAGUGUCAAGGUCGCUGCGACAUGUGUUCGCAGGUAAGGCAGUUGGAACUCUGCACAGUCGGGCUGAUCCGCUCAUACGAUACGUGGCAUGGGCUGAUAGGCAUGCAGUCUUGGCAUUUCCAUUCAAGGAGGCUGACAUGUACGAGUUUGCUUGUGAGUGCGAACAUACAUGCUCGCCGAGUUUCCUCAAAAGCUUCCUGAGCGCGGUGACCUUUUGUUUCUUCAUUCUUGGAACGGAGAGCGCUCAGGAGGCGAUGGCUAGCAUGAGAUUGAGUGGUGUGGCCAGGGCAUGCUACUUGACAAAGCGGAAGAGGGUCCAGCGCCCACCGUUGUCGACUGAGAUGGUACAGCGACUUGAGAGGUUUAUAGUUUCCCCCGAUGGGGAUCGCAUUGAUCGGUUCAUAGCUGGAUUCUUCUUGCUCUCGAUUUUUAUGAGGGCCAGGUAUUCUGAUACACAGAACAUGUACAAUGUCAGCGAGGACAAGCCGCAGGUCGACCCGUCUGGGCUUGGAGGCUACCUUCAGGCCGACAUCGCACGCAGCAAGACAUCUUACACCACUGAGAGGAAAACUCAGCUGCUGCCGAUGGUGUGUCCACGCAAGGGUAUCUCUGGCGAAGAUUGGUUCCAGGCGUGGUCCAUACUGAGAAAGGAAUUGAACGUCCCUGUUGGAGAGGGGCUGCCCGUCCUGCCGGCGAUUUUGACCACCGGACACUGGGCUAGUCACCCUCCGAGUGCCUCGGUCGCUGCUGGAUGGUUGAGAUUCGGCAUCGACAGCUAUGAUCAGAGGGUGUUGGGGUAUCACACGGCUCCGGGCGACCGCAGCGCCCAAGUCUACAGCCGCGAUGCCGUAUCGGCAUCGGUCAGGGUGCUCGAGAAAUACCCGGAGCGGGUACUUCCCCACGGCGGACCCAACGCCAGCUACGACUACGAAGCUUCCUCAGAGGCGUCUCUUGAUGAAGAGGAUGCCGAGACCGAUUGUCAGGAGCUCGAGCGAGCGCUGGACGGGGUCGUGGAUGAUUGGUGUGAGGAAGUGCCUAAGCGCGAGUUGAAGGCAGAGCACUUGGUUCGCAAUCGGUCUUCACGCAUGCUGCACUUGAUUGCCGACGAGGGCGGAACUUCUCUAUCUUGCGGCAGGACAUGCACGAAGAACUACGAGAAGGUCGAUGGCCGGUGUGCUAUCCCCGCGUCAGAAUGUCACCGGUGUGCAUUUUGCCCCGAGUCGUAUCACAUGUCGGGUCAACGGUGUGUCAGCGAGACCCCGCCACGACAGAACAUUGAUGAUGUGAAAGGGACGGUCCUGGCGUGA